AUGCGACAUAACAACAUUGUCGUGGGUGGUGGCACCGCUGGCAACGCCCUUGCUGCUCGCCUGGCUUUGGAUCCCGCCAAUUAUACUAUUGCUCUGAUUGAGGCUGGAACGUUUUACGAGAUUGUUACUAGCAACAGAACCCAGAUCCCCGGUUACCACUUUGAGGCUGCGAACCCAACCAACGUUGGAACCCUGAACUCUUUGGCUGCCAUUCAGAUCAACACGGAGCCUAUCGCUGGUUAUAACGGGAGGGAGAUUGGUUAUGUCCAAGGUGUUACCUUUGGUGGCGCCUCUGCUGCCAAUUACGGCGGGUAUUCAAGAUCCACUGCCGGUGCACACGGCCUGUGGGCCGAGAAGGUCAAGGACGACUUCUGGUCCUGGGACAACGUGAUCCCCUUCUACGAGAAAAGCUGCGACUUCACGCCACCUGAAUUAACUAAGAUCGAUCCGAAGCUGAACAUUACAUGUACAUACGAUGAGGCAGCCUUCGAUCCCACUGGUGGUCCGCUACAGGUGUCCUAUGGAAACUACAUCGCACCUUCCAUGGUCGGUCUGGGUGAGUCGAUGGAGGCGCAAGGUCUCGAGCACAUCCCAGGUUUCAACAAUGGUAGCCUACUUGGAUACGGGGCCAUCACCUCAGCUGUCGACCCGAAGACAGCAACACGCAGCUCAUCUGAGACCUCCUUCUUACAAGCUGGGGCUAAGAAGGCCGGCCUCAAGAUCUACCCCAAUGCCAUGGCCAAGCGCAUCUUGUUUGACGGAGACAAGAAGGCCAAUGGCGCUGUUAUUGAAGGCAACUCCAAGAUUCAUACAGUGCAAUGGACUUUGUCGGCCACAAAGGAGGUGAUCUUGACAGCAGGUGUUUGGCGCUCUCCUCAACUUCUCAUGGUUUCUGGUAUCGGCCCCUCCCAGACUCUCUCUCAACACAGUAUCGAUGUUGUGGCGGAUGUUCCCGGCGACCACCCUUUCCAAGCACACAUUUUCAAGGUCAACGUCGAGACCAACUCGCAGAUUGUUGCUCGCAAUCCUGAGGUACUCGCAAAGGCUGUUGGUUACGAAAAGAUCCCCUCCAGCGUCAGUAAUCGCUUUCUCAGCAAUGCAACCCAGGCUCUCUUGGACAGCCACCCGUUAGACUGGCCCGACAUCAACUUCCUCAGCCUGGAGAGCUCUGCCGUGCCCUCUGAUAUUGGACCAGAUGAAAACUACCUCCUCAUUGGCUCGACGCUAUACUCAACGGCGGCUCGGGGAAACAUGACUAUCCAAAGCGCUGAGACCCUGGAUGCCCCCAUUAUUAAUCCCAACUGGCUGGGCGACGAGCGAGAUCUCGAGAUGGCUAUUGCCUCUUUCACACCGCAUCCGCUCUGA
This is a messenger RNA of Colletotrichum orchidophilum, 1365 nucleotides long. RefSeq lists its product as uncharacterized. NCBI's taxonomy places the organism in Eukaryota, Fungi, Ascomycota, Sordariomycetes, Glomerellales, Glomerellaceae. Gene Ontology annotation, molecular function: flavin adenine dinucleotide binding; oxidoreductase activity, acting on CH-OH group of donors. Gene Ontology annotation, biological process: secondary metabolite biosynthetic process. The transcript has 7 exons. The record is from RefSeq and is a predicted model, not a curated record. Bases 1 to 1365 code for a protein of 454 amino acids.